Messenger RNA from Sodiomyces alkalinus F11, 1664 nucleotides. RefSeq lists its product as hypothetical. Gene Ontology annotation, cellular component: mannan polymerase complex. Bases 400 to 1608 code for a protein of 402 amino acids. The transcript is spliced from 5 exons. Gene Ontology annotation, molecular function: alpha-1,6-mannosyltransferase activity. Gene Ontology annotation, biological process: protein N-linked glycosylation; cell wall mannoprotein biosynthetic process. The record is from RefSeq and is a predicted model, not a curated record. Lineage: Eukaryota; Fungi; Ascomycota; Sordariomycetes; Glomerellales; Plectosphaerellaceae.
AUUCCAGGUCCGCCGUCGAGCCGAGCGCUUGUCCCGAAUAUAUGGUUCGCAGUGACCUGAUUAUCGCUACUUUCCACUUUAUUGUCAGCUCUUCGACUGUCCCGCCUGUCUCUCUCACCAACUGAGACAACAGCUGGCCUGACCACAGCUUUGGCCGUCAUACUAGCAGUCGGGAGACGAACGAACGAUAAAACCCAUACGACUCGGAACGAGACUCGACGACCUCUUUGCUCCGAUUCUUUCUCUCCUUCUGCCACGCAUUGGUCAUUCAACAUUCUUUACCGACGUCUUCUGCCAACCACACUCAAAGUGUUUUGCGCGCAUCCGUCGCUUCAGGAGUUGGUAGAGCAGAGGAUAGAGGGCGGAUCAAGGGCUUGCCCCUGAACACGGCGACUGACCAUGCUUCUCCCCAAAGAUAACGUCACAUGGAAACCUUCAGAGACAAGAUUCCGGUCUACUCGGGCGCUAUGGCUGCUCGCAACUCGAUCACGACUGCUCGUUUGUGUCGUUCUAUCGGUUUUUCUCUUACUGCUAUGGCGGGGCUUUAGCACCUCGUCGCAUAGAAUGGACAGAUUCUACUGCUGGGGACCCCCUAAAGCGCCAAUGGACAUGUCAGCCAACGAGCGGGUGGCAUGGACAAGACACCUCCAGACUCCCGUCAUCUUCAACCACCACGCCCCGAUCGAAGUCAAUGCUACUACAAUACAACACGUGAACCUGAAUCCGAUCGUAUCCACGCCUAAUGCUGUCAAGAACGAGGAGCGCGUACUCAUCCUUACUCCGGUCAAGGACGCCGCUCCAUUCUUGGCCAAAUACUUCGAGCUUGUCGGGGAACUUACGUACCCGCAUCACCUCAUUGACUUGGCCUUUCUCGUCGGCGAUUCGCAGGACGACACUGUUGCCGUGCUAGCCGCCGAACUCAACCGCAUCCAACAAGGCCCGGUGCCCUUCCGAAGCACCAUGAUCGUCGAGAAGGACUUCCAUUUCCAACUGAGCCAAGACGUAAAGGAACGUCACUCCUUUGCCGCUCAGGGGCCCCGGCGCAAAGCCCUGGGACGCGCGCGAAAUUACCUUCUAUCAGCGGCCCUGAAGCCGGAACAUGCGUGGGUCUAUUGGAGGGACGUCGACAUAGAGGAGAACCCCCCGACCAUCAUUGAAGACUUCGUCGCCCAUGACGUCGAUAUAUUGGUUCCCAAUAUUUGGUUUCACCGAAUUGAGGAUGGCGUCGACAUUGAAGGCCGCUUCGACUACAACUCCUGGAUCGAGUCGCCAAAGGGAAUCAAGCUGACGAACCGCCUCCCCAAAGAUGUCAUUGUGGCCGAAGGAUACAAAGAAAUGGACACAGGCAGGACUUACCUAGCGGCAAUGGGUGAUCGGCACGAUAACAAAGACGUUGAAGUCGAGCUUGACGGUGUUGGGGGUGUAAACAUUAUUGUCAAGGCCGAUGUGCACCGAUCAGGGAUCAACUUCCCAUGCUACGCAUUUGAGAACCAGGCUGAAACGGAAGGGUUUGCCAAGAUGGCCAAACGGGCUGGCUACAAGGUCGUCGGACUGCCAAACUACGUCGUAUGGCAUGUUGACACGCUUGAAGAGCCAGGCAACGCAUGAUAGCACGAGAAUCCCCGUUAGACCUACCGAAUACCCCUCUUCGCGCACGUGGACGC